Molecule: messenger RNA, 606 nt
Organism: Leptinotarsa decemlineata (Colorado potato beetle)
Lineage: Eukaryota; Metazoa; Arthropoda; Insecta; Coleoptera; Chrysomelidae
Source: RefSeq, a predicted model, not a curated record
AUUCAAUCAAAAUUUCACUCAAAAAGACGCCACGAAUCUAUGGAGUAACAUUGCAGUAAGUUUGAAUAACAUGACUGAUGCAACAAACACAUGGAAAAGCUGGAGAAAGUGUUGGCAAGACAUACGUUCCAGAACCAAAUGUAAAAUGAGUAUUGUCAAAACUGAGGCAAAUAGAACAGGAGGUGGCCCACUGCCUCCACUUGACAUUUUUACCGCAAUGGAAGAAGAUAUAUAUGGAAUAAUAAAAAAAGUAUCUGUGGAAGGCGAUCCAUCAGUUGAUGAAUCAACAGCAACUUUCAAAUUUGGUCACACUAAAAUUUUGCCAUUGUUUAAUUGUAGCAACUUGGAAAAUAACAAUAACUCAAUUGCCACGAAUGAAGAAAAACAGGACAAAGAUAGUGUGCCACGCACGUCUAAAAAUUCCCCACCACCUAGUACAAGUAUGCAACAACCUCAAAAUCAAUGAAAAAGAAAAAGGCGUGUUUCAAAAAAAUGGGAAUGAACAAAUCUUCGGAAUUCCUGGAGAGUAUCAUAUGGAAUAUGAUGUGUAAAAUAGUUUUAUGAAUUUUUGCAGACGACACUUGGUUGUUAGAGAAUAUAUCUUCA